AUGGGGAAAGCUGGAAACAGACCUAGUGCCUCUGUGCCACCAGUGCUGGAAGCGCAUCUCCGCAGAUGUUGCAGCCGUAGCAUGCCAGCGUAUUACAGCAUCCACAUUAUGAACAGACAGCAGGACAGCACAAUCUGCUCUCAUCUAGACUCCACCAGACUGAAAUCUGAGGACAACGUCCGUCUGAUCAGAGGGUCACUCCAAUCAACGUUUCAGCCGGUGUAUGUGAGUGACGCGAAGGAGCGUGAGCUUUCGCCCUUCUUUACGGUGUUUUCUGUACAGCUGAGAGCACUGCAGCAGGUGCUACAGCACGCACCGGUACCAUCAUACAAACCAGGCGGGGGAUCGGUGCAGUACCCGCCCGCCCGAGGCACAAGCCUUAAAUUGGAAUGUGAGAAACUGGCAAGCGAAAAGACAGAAAUGCAGAGGCACUAUGUGAUGUAUUAUGAAAUGUCGUAUGGAUUAAACAUUGAAAUGCACAAACAGACAGAAAUCGCCAAGAGAUUGAAUACAAUUUGUGCACAAGUCAUCCCAUUUUUGUCUCAGGAACAUCAGCAGCAAGUGGCCCAAGCUGUAGAACGUGCCAAACAAGUGACCAUGGCUGAACUGAAUGCCAUCAUCGGGCAGCAGCAGUUGCAGGCUCAACAUCUCUCCCAUGGCCAUGGACCUCCAGUGCCUCUAACACCACAUCCAUCAGGACUUCAGCCUCCAGGAAUCCCUCCACUCGGAAGCAGUGCUGGCCUUCUCGCCCUUUCUAGUGCUUUGGGUGGGCAGUCUCACUUGGCAAUAAAAGAUGACAAGAAGCAUCACGAUGCAGAACACCACAGAGACAGAGAGCCGGGCACAAGUAAUUCUCUGUUGGUCCCGGACAGUCUGCGAAGCACAGAUAAACGCAGGAAUGGCCCUGAAUAUACCAACGACAUCAAAAAGAGAAAGGUGGAUGAUAAGGAUUCCAGCCACUAUGACAGUGAUGGGGACAAGAGUGACGAUAACUUGGUUGUAGAUGUAUCCAAUGAGGAUCCUUCUUCCCCAAGGGCAAGUCCCACUCAUUCACCACGUGAAAACGGUAUAGAUAAAAACCGCCUGCUGAAGAAAGAUGCCUCUAGCAGUCCAGCAUCUACGGCCUCUUCAGGAAGUUCUACUUCCCUUAAAUCCAAAGAAAUGAGUCUGCAUGAAAAAGCCAGCACGCCUGUUCUGAAAUCCAGCACACCAACUCCUCGAAGUGAUGUGCCAACCCCAGGCACUAGUGCAACUCCAGGACUUCGUCCAGGCCUUGGCAAGCCUCCAACAAUGGACCCUCUGGUUAACCAAGCUGCUGCAGGUUUGCGGACACCAUUGGCAGUACCAGGACCGUACCCUGCUCCAUUUGGAAUGGUACCUCAUGCUGGCAUGAAUGGAGAGUUAACCAGUCCAGGGGCAGCCUAUGCCAGUCUGCACAAUAUGUCACCCCAGAUGAGUGCUGCUGCUGCUGCAGCUGCUGUGGUUGCCUAUGGAAGAUCUCCUAUGGUUGGGUUUGAUCCUCCUCCUCACAUGAGAGUACCUGGAAUCCCUCCAAAUCUAGCAGGGAUUCCUGGAGGAAAACCAGCCUACUCCUUUCAUGUUACUGCAGAUGGUCAGAUGCAGCCGGUUCCUUUCCCUCCUGAUGCCCUCAUCGGUCCAGGAAUCCCUCGCCAUGCCCGUCAGAUCAACACUCUGAACCAUGGGGAAGUUGUGUGUGCAGUUACCAUCAGCAACCCCACGAGACACGUGUACACGGGUGGGAAGGGGUGCGUCAAAGUCUGGGACAUCAGCCAGCCUGGCAACAAGAGCCCUGUCUCUCAGCUGGACUGCCUGAACAGAGAUAACUACAUCCGCUCUUGUAAAUUGCUGCCUGAUGGAUGCACCCUAAUAGUUGGCGGGGAAGCCAGCACAUUAUCCAUAUGGGACCUGGCAGCACCAACUCCUCGUAUAAAAGCAGAGCUGACAUCCUCAGCCCCUGCCUGCUAUGCUCUGGCUAUCAGCCCUGAUUCCAAGGUGUGCUUUUCCUGCUGCAGUGAUGGGAACAUCGCAGUGUGGGAUCUGCACAAUCAGACAUUGGUCAGGCAAUUCCAGGGCCACACAGACGGAGCCAGCUGUAUUGACAUUUCUAAUGAUGGUACCAAGCUCUGGACAGGAGGUUUGGAUAACACUGUCAGAUCCUGGGACUUGAGAGAGGGGAGACAGCUACAACAGCAUGACUUCACAUCACAGAUAUUUUCCCUUGGUUAUUGUCCUACUGGUGAAUGGCUAGCUGUGGGAAUGGAGAGCAGCAACGUAGAAGUGCUACAUGUAAAUAAACCAGACAAAUAUCAACUGCACCUUCAUGAAAGCUGUGUAUUGUCACUCAAGUUUGCUUACUGUGGUAAAUGGUUUGUGAGUACUGGGAAAGAUAACCUUCUUAAUGCAUGGAGAACUCCUUAUGGAGCCAGUAUCUUCCAGUCCAAAGAAUCUUCAUCAGUGCUUAGCUGUGACAUCUCUGUGGAUGAUAAGUACAUAGUCACUGGCUCUGGAGACAAAAAGGCUACGGUCUAUGAAGUUAUCUACUGAAAAAUAUGAUGGGGAUAUAACUUUUAGAAAUUGAACUGGGCCAAAAUUGUUUUUAAUUGUAGAAGUAGAAAGGUUUUGCCUUUUAAAAAGGAACAAAAGUAUUGAGGUUCCAGACCUUGCCAUGAAACUACUCCGAUUUUUCAAAAUAGAAGGCAACAUCCAGCAACUAAAUAUUGGCUACGUGGACCAAACGGAACACAGAGGCAAGAUGGACAGAUGUAGCCUAGGUUUUUGACAAAGGUUUUAAAAGCCGAGUCUACUGAAGAAUGUUGGAGCCUUUUAUUUUUUUCUUUCUUUGUGACCUCAUGCAAAUUGUUCUCAUUGCCUGAAUAUGGGGGAUAAAUACCUUUCUGUUUCUUGCAGUUCAAGUUGCAUUCUGUCCUGUGUAGAACAGUGGUGUCUCAGAUGAACUUGUUUCCUGGUUUUGCAUCUUCUGAUAUGUUUUUGUAUUUUUGUUGAAGGUCAAACAUUUGUAUAAAUUGUAAAUAUAUUUAGUUUAUUACAGUAAAGUCUUUAGUACCAACAACCAGUCUUCCCCCCUGCCCCUCCCUGCCUGCCCUGCUUAUUUAAAACUAAAAACCUUUUGGGGAUAUAAGUACCUUUUUAGAAGCAAAAGCAAACACUAUGUAUAGUUUGAAAAUGGUGUCUUAUUCUUUAUAACUCUUCCUAGAUUCCUUUAUCAUACUUUAAA
Molecule: messenger RNA, 3256 nt
Organism: Nipponia nippon (crested ibis)
Lineage: Eukaryota; Metazoa; Chordata; Aves; Pelecaniformes; Threskiornithidae
Source: RefSeq, a predicted model, not a curated record